AUGACGACAGGUGAGGAAGCUCGUUUAGUGCCUGUAACCAAUCUUGGGCUUCUCCUAGGCUCAUCCCAGAGAGAUGCAUCACCAGAUGCUGUAAGGCUGAGAGAUUUCCCAAUUGGGGAGGAAUUGCCCCAAAUAAACCUGCACUACAAAGGGUACUUUGGGGUGCUUUUCCAGGUGAAAUACUCAAGGGAGCCCGAUAACCCUACCAAGUCCUGCAAAGCUAGGGGAUCUGAUCUCCGUGUUCAUUUCAAGAACACAAGGGAAACAGCACAUGCCAUCAGGAAGCUGCCUUUAGCGAAGGCUAAGAGGUACUUGGAGGAUGUUUUGGCCCAUAAGCAGGCAAUUCCGUUUACACGUUUCUGUGGAGGUGUUGGGCGUACUGCUCAGGCCAAGAAUAGGCAUUCAAAUGGACAGGGUCGCUGGCCAGUUAAAUCUGCUAGCUUCAUUUUGGAUUUGCUCAAGAAUGCUGAAAGCAAUGCAGAGGUGAAAGGCUUGGAUGUGGAUUCACUUUUCAUUUCGCACAUUCAAGUGAAUCAAGCACAGAAACAAAGACGCCGCACAUAUCGUGCCCAUGGAAGAAUAAACCCCUACAUGUCUUCCCCCUGCCAUAUUGAGUUGAUUUUGUCCGAGAAGGAAGAGUCUGUCAAAAAGGAGCCUGAAUCUCAGUUGGCCACCAGCAAAUCUAGGAAGGCUUGAGCUAUAUGUAAUUCUGCUUUCAUUGGCAAUGGCUUUAGGGGAUUCUACAAAUUUUGAGGCAUAUUGUUACUUAAUGCUAUUGGAGGUUGCAAGACAAGUUUGCUAGUGUUUAAAUUCAAAGGGUUCAUUCAAACACAUACUUUGACUUGUAGAGACAGCUUUUUGUUCUUCAUGAUUGUCGUCUGGCUUUUUUUGGGUUGGAUGUUAUGGUAGUGUUGGACUAUUUAUCAAGGUGCACUUACUGGCUGUCUCUAUUAUGCUGUCACACCCUUAGGACAUGGCAAUUUGUUAGGUGCUGGAAGAACUUUUGCAAGGAUGAUUGAGUGAUCGAAUUGCUACAGCAAGUACUUAA
Coffea eugenioides is the source of this 1048-nucleotide messenger RNA. Its product is annotated as 60S ribosomal protein L17-2-like. Gene Ontology annotation, biological process: cytoplasmic translation. The transcript has 8 exons. NCBI's taxonomy places the organism in Eukaryota, Viridiplantae, Streptophyta, Magnoliopsida, Gentianales, Rubiaceae. Gene Ontology annotation, molecular function: structural constituent of ribosome. Gene Ontology annotation, cellular component: ribosome; cytosolic large ribosomal subunit. The coding region runs from base 1 to 696 and encodes 231 amino acids. The record is from RefSeq and is a predicted model, not a curated record.